AAUAAAUUUUCGUCAACCAUAUGCCAAGGAGAAACAAUAGAACAGUCGUUGAUACCUAACACAGUACGUCUAACAAAUACUUCAUACGUCCAGCGCGAAAUAACACCACACGCUCCCUUUUUCUCUCUGUCGCCGCAACCAUAUUAUAUUUUUUUGCUAUAUUAACUGCUUUUUUCUUGAUUUUUCAAUUCGUCCGUUGCUUUUCGGAAUCUGGACUGGAAAACAUAUCUUGGAUACGCUGUCCGCAGAUCGAUUGUUAACAACAGUCCUCAUAGUUUCGCGUUGUGUUUGGGAGAAAUUUGUUAUUUUUGUUUUGAUAACGUUUCCCGCUGUGUUGUGUCCUUCCGGUUUGCGUCCAAUGGCCCUUGCGUGGCGCGUGUGAAUUUCCAUGAAGUUAAAUACUGUGCUCCGUGUUCAACGUUUGGAUAGCUUCCCACAACCAUAGAACUGUUGCGAUCGCCUAUCCAGCUUGCGUAGUUAGUGAGUAGAAGGACCAUGAUCGCCAACGAGAACGAUAUUGAGAAAUUAUCCGAAGAUGAUGAUGAAGAGGAGUUCACUCAAGGUCCUGGUGAACGAUGGGACCCACUAGGAGCAGAUGAUGAAGAGAAUGUUAUUGCGGAUACUCCUUCACGAUUGCUGGCCGCCUACGAUAAUGUCGGGGAUUUGCAAUGUGGUGGCAGCGCAAUAAUGGACCCAAAUCGGAUACGCAGCCUUGAAGAGGAGCAAGAGAUCCUUACCACUUCGUUAAUGGCAUUGACUUCACAUUUCGCACAAGUUCAGUUCCGCUUGCGACAAAUUGUUGAUGCACCCAUCACUCAACGGGAUCAGUUGUUGAAAAAUCUGGAGGAGUUUGCAUUCCGUGGAAUUCCGGAGGUAACAGGAAACGUUAACAUUCCCGAAUCGGAUGAAGUCAUUGCGAAUCUGGAACGUGCUCGUAGUCGUCAAUUUGAGCUGAUCGACCGUCUUAAAAAACAACUAACCGAACUAGAAAAAUUCGCCUAUGAAUCCGGUGCACCGGUCCUACCGCAAUCAAUUAUUGUAGAAAAACAAAAAAUCAUCAUCGAUGAACUGAAAAAUAAAUUGAAUUUAAAUGUAAAUGACGUCGAUCUACCCCAACUAUCCUCGGAGGACAUUAAAUCCCAAGUGGACACGGCCAUUGGGGAGUUCGUAGGUCCGCUUAAAAUGAAGGAGCAACUUGUUGCACAAUUAAAGACACAAAUCACUGAUUUGGAGCGCUUCAUUGCGUUCCUUCAGCAUAGUGACACCCAAGCGGUCGUUGGAGAUGGGAAUCCUUCCUCUGGACUCGGGAGUAUAAAAGAGACAAACGCCUAUAAUACCUACUCAGCGAAAAAGAAGCAUAUACGCGUUGUGAAAGUGGACACUGAGUCAAGUCAACCGGGACUAUCGAAACCUUCGUCAAACUCCAGCAGAAGUUCGGUGAAAACCAUACCCGAUAACUCAAAUGAGACGGCUAGCUUCACCAGUAAAACGCACACGUUACUCAGCAAAGCAUCAACCCUUCUGCAGAUGUUUGCCGUAACGCAAUUUGGAUGUGGUUCAUCCCAGAAUGGCAACCACUUCCGAAAAAACACCCUGAAAAAAUCAUCUCGCGUAAACCACUGGGGUGAUACCAGAGCUCAGCUUGAGGUUGAUAUUCAAGAGGUUGCCGCCCUUGCUAUGACUCUUCAACGGGAUCGGGAGAAACAAACGCAACAGGGCGCUGAUACCAACAUUCCAGAACAAUUCGAAUCGUAUGUGAGUGACUCAGAUGACGAAGAAGGCCGCUUUAUGUGUUCUCAAAAACAAAAACCCGCUACAAGUGAUCUGUACCUACAAAACUUCUCAUUGACGAAUGUCGAACUGACCACUGUCGUUCGGAAGAAUUUGGCCGUAACGCUACAGAAGCUAAUCCAGCAUGGCCUACGAUCGGAUACCACCAUUCCUGGAAGUAGUUUGGUCCCAUUUAUAGGUUGCUUCCAGGCAUCAUCCCAAUUCAGGAGGAAUUAUUCAAGGAAUAUUCGUGGAACCACUGAUGAUGAGGAUUGUCAUGCAAAUGUUGAUGAAUAUAGUGGACAGAUGCAUGCCUGGGAGCUCAUAUUGCAGUACUAUGCUAUUAAAAAUGGCGAACACUAUAAUGAAACACCAUCUAGGAAGCUUUCGCAAAGUUUUAAUCUGGAUAUUGUUGGAACCACUACAUCCGUUUCGAAUAAACAAAGCCUACUCAGUGCAAUUGGGACUGUCAUAGCCAUCCAUAAGCCAUACAAAAGGAGCUACAAUUCGCAUUUUAAGGCAUUCGUGUGCGCGGCAUUGAACGCACGUAAACUAGUUGUUUGGCUAAAUUUAAUCUUUCAAUGCAACGAACUAAUCAACACGUAUUAUAUGAAUUGGAGCUACGUAGCACAGACUGGUUUUCGCGAUGCCCUCCACUCAUUGGAUAGCCUAACGAAAUAUGAAUUUGAUUUACCUAUCGAUUUGGCCGUAAGGCAAUUUCAAAAUAUUAAGGACGUGUUCAUGUAGAUGAGAGCUGAGGACAAGGAUAAUUUGUGGUUGUUGGAUUAUUUUCCAUUUUAAUGAAAAUUUACUAAUUUAAUUUUGCAUUUGGUUUACUGUUUUAUGUUUGCAGUUCCCUCAUUUAAAUUUUUCCUUGAAGUCCUUGAAAUUUUACCCUCAAUAUAAACCUAAAUAAGACUUUAUGAAUAUCACUGAGAAAUGAUAACGUUAAAAGGCAUCUCCCACUUAUUAUUAAAUAUCUUUAUAUAGUUUGAAUAAUAAUAUAUAUAACAAACGUUAUUUAAAAAAAUGUAUAUACUUUUAUCUAUAUUUUAUUUAAAUUAUAGAUAAAAAUGUAUAUAUUGUUCAACCAAUUUAAAUUAUUUUUGUUAUUUAUAUUAUUUAACUCAAAUAACUUCUUCCAUAUGAAUUAUCACUCCCAUAAUAGGGACGAAACCGAACAAUUAUUAUAUAAUUACCACUUUAUAAAUUUACUUCUCCACGACGCAAAACAACAUUCCAAAAGGUAAAAAUCAUCCCAAAAAAACUCAAAAAUAAAUAUCACUCCAAACUCAGAGACAAAUUACUAAUUUUAUCUAAUUUUUUUAGUUAAUUUCCUUCAAAGAAAAUAAAUUAAAACUAAAUAAAAGUAAUUAAAACAAUAUCAAAUUGGAAAAGUAACGUCAACUUGAAACAUAGUUGCAUCCAUGGUUGUAAGAUGUUGGAAAUAUAUCAAAAAGAAUUUAUUAAAUAUUAUAUAAAUAUGUAAAUGAGUAUUAUAUGUUGAGAGCGUAUUCAAAAAAAAAAAAAAAAUGUACACAAACCAAAUAAUGUGAAAUAUAUAAAAAAAAAACGAAAUAGUUUCACCUAAAUUUCAAAUAUAUUAAAAAAAAAAAACACUGAAAAAAAGGAAGAGUUAUACACCAUUGAACCUUGUCAUCAUUUACCUUCAUAAUUAGGGAGGAAGGUGGAGCUGAAACAAGAUCGUGCGAGGUGCGCCACUCUUUAUAUAUUUGUUAUCUUUUAUGUUAUUUAUUUUUAUGUUACUGUGAAAUAAAUAAUUAUAUUAAUUUUGAAAACCA
Molecule: messenger RNA, 3572 nt
Organism: Hermetia illucens (black soldier fly)
Lineage: Eukaryota; Metazoa; Arthropoda; Insecta; Diptera; Stratiomyidae
Product: RUN domain-containing protein 1
Exons: 3
Coding region: 496-2517 (673 amino acids)
Source: RefSeq, a predicted model, not a curated record